GCAGACAGCGCCGUGUCAGUGUGCAAGUGACGCAGCGCUGUCUGCCAUAGAGAAGCAGCAGCAGGAGGAGCAGGAGGAGGAGGAGGAGGAGGCGGUGGAGGAGGAAGCAGAGGAUAACACUGCUCCAUCCUCCUAACCGUGCGACUCUGGCGCAUCGCCACAGCCCUCAGCAGAACUGGGAGACUGGACCUGAAGGCAGAGAGGAGUUUUCUCCAGAGCAAGAGAAAAAGACAGAGAGAGAAAGAGCGAGAGAGAGAGAGAGAGAAAGCGAGAGAGAGAGAGAGAGAGAUGCACCCUGCGCUCUUGCCUGUGUGGGCUGCAAGUCCAGGGCAAUUGCGCUAACUGAGGCACACGGCACGCAGCAGCGGAAUAUGUGCUACCCAUACUAUUCUGUGGAAUCGCCUAAAACUGAUGGAAGUGAACACAAAUGACAGUGAUGGAGGAAAAUGACGACACCAGAUAAAGUACCGACGCAGAAACCUGCAUGUGAGGCCGAGCCACCCGCACUUUGACUGGAUUCUCCCAUCUUUGGACACACUUCAGGGGUCUGAUACCGCCAUUCCAGGCACCGGGUCGGUGGCCCUUCCCAUUCAGGGACAGCACAACACGACGACGGGAGGGAGGAAGCUUCCGGCAAGGCCCAUCAAGGGACCACUGUGUCAGCACAACACGCAGCCUGACAGGCAGAUUUCCCUACGGAACAAUUAAUUACCAAGGGGACAGCGCCAAGAUGAGGGAUAUGCUGCUGGGGAUCUAUGUUUUUGUGGCGUUGGCAAACGCUGCUUCUGGUGAAGAGAAGGUCGACUGCCCUCGACCAUGUGUUUGCGAGAUCAGGCCCUGGUUCUCUCCAAGCUCAACGUACAUGGAAGCUCCCACUGUGGACUGUAAUGACUUGAGACUUAUUUCUAUGCCCGAGAGGCUGCCCAUGGACACGCAGGUCUUGUUGUUGCAGACAAACAACAUUGCCAGGAUCGAAAGGCCCUUGGAUUAUCUGGCUAACAUCACAGAGAUAGAUGUAUCUCAGAACAAUUUGUCUGCGAUGGGCGACAUUAACCUCGGAAGCCUGCCACAGCUAUUGUCCCUGCACAUGGAGGAAAACUCUAUCCGCAUGCUCCCUGACAGCUGCCUAGCUGGGCUCCACAAUCUCCAGGAGCUGUACAUCAAUCACAACCUGAUCUCUUUCAUUGCGCCCAGGGCCUUCCUGGGGCUGGGCAAUCUGCUGCGGCUUCAUCUCAACUCCAACUGGCUGACGGCCAUUAGCAGCCAGUGGUUUGAGGCUAUGCUGGGACUGGAAAUUUUGAUGAUCGGCGAAAACCCAAUCAUGUGGAUUCAAGAUAUGAACUUUAAGCCACUUAUCAACCUCCGCAGCCUGGUCCUGGCCCGAAUGAAUCUGUCGGAUAUACCCGAUGACGCCCUGGUCGGACUUGACCGUUUGGAGAGCAUCUCGUUUUAUGACAACCUAUUUGCUAAGGUGCCACACAGUGCCCUCAAGAAGGUCCCAAGUCUGAAGUUUCUGGAUCUAAACAAGAACCCCAUUCAGAGGAUACAGAGGGGGGACUUUAUGGAUAUGCUGCACCUGAAUGAGCUGGGCAUUAACAGCAUGCCUGAGCUGGUAUCUAUUGACAGUUUUGCCCUCAGCAACCUGCCGGAGCUAACAAAAAUAGAGGCGACCAACAACCCCAAAUUGUCCUACAUCCACCCCAAUGCAUUCUACAGGCUGCCUCGAUUGGAGACACUCAUGGUUAACAGCAACGCCUUGAGCGCCCUGCAUCGUGUCACUGUGGAGUCCCUGCCCAAUCUUCGGGAGGUGAGCCUACACAGCAACCCCAUCCGCUGUGACUGUGUGGUCCGCUGGAUGGGCACAGAUCGGACUGGCGUGCGCUUCAUGGAGCCGGAAUCCCUGUUCUGCAUGGAGCCACCUGAGCUGGAGGGCCAGCAUGUUCGGCAGGUGCACCUCCGAGAGAUGACCGAGACCUGCCUACCGCUCAUCUCCCCUGGGAGCCUCCCAGUGCUGGUCCGUGCACACCAUGGGGAAUCGAUCUCACUACACUGCCGGGCGUUCGGGGAGCCGGAGCCUGAUAUCUACUGGAUCACACCCUCAGGUGACAGGAUCUUGCCAGAUACCGGUACCAUCAAGUAUUACAUGCACCCAGAGGGCACGUUUGAUAUCUAUGACAUCACAGAGCGAGAGGCUGGACUAUACACUUGUGUUGCUCACAAUCUUGUUGGCGCAGACCUUAAAGCGGUCUCAGUGCAGGUCAAUGGAUACUUUCCACAGCCUGCCAACGAGUCUCUGAAGAUCAGCAUCAAAUCCGUGCAGCCAAACUCCAUCCUGGUGUCUUGGAAAGCCUCCCACGGCAGCCUGCCACCCAACAUUAAGUGGUCAAUGACAUCAGAGGGCAAUCAUCCCGCUCUGGCAUUCAAAGCAAGGGUUCCAUCUGACAUUAAAACAUACAACUUAACACGCCUACAUCCUUCCACACAAUACAAGGUAUGCGUGGACAUUCCCAGCAUCCAUCACAAAACCAGCAGGAAGUGCAUCAACGUCACACCGAAAGUAUGGAGCUAGAGGUCGAGAGCUACGAAAACCGGGACACAUCAGUGGCUACCAUGUAUGGCUUGCUGUUGGUUGCGGCCUCGGUGACCUGCACACUCAUUUAUGCGUCCUUGAGGAAGCACCACUUUUGUAAGGGUAUAAGGAAACCCCAAUCAAA
Messenger RNA from Brienomyrus brachyistius, 2714 nucleotides. Its product is annotated as leucine-rich repeat neuronal protein 3-like. The transcript is spliced from 2 exons. NCBI's taxonomy places the organism in Eukaryota, Metazoa, Chordata, Actinopteri, Osteoglossiformes, Mormyridae. The record is from RefSeq and is a predicted model, not a curated record. The coding region runs from base 731 to 2569 and encodes 612 amino acids. Gene Ontology annotation, molecular function: protein binding.